GUCUUCUGGUUUGGUAAAUUCUUCUCUCCAGAGUUGUUACUACAUAUUACGGGGUCGCUUGACCCCAUUCACAUCCGGAGCAUACCGAUUCUGUGAAGAUGGCUACCAAGGUCAAAGGCUUCUUUAAAGGCCUCAAAAACAUCUCAGAUAUUUUCGAUGAAGAAGAGGAACCAGAAAUACAGAUCGGUAUGCCCACGGAUGUGAAGCAUGUUGCUCAUAUCGGUGCUGAUGGACCUGCCACUGAAUCUCCCAGCUGGAUGAAGGAUUUUAACGGAGGACGAAGUCAAUCAGGACCAAUGGAGAGCUCUGGUAACAAAGAAGGUAUAAAAAACCAUAGGAGCACUCGAAGUGAAAUAUUCACAAGAGACGUUCCAGAUGUGUCCAAAACAUCUAGACAUCGUCGUCGUCGCUCAAUGGACAAUUCUUCAGAUUCUUCUGAUUCCCAGUCAUCAACCAAAUCGAAUCCUAGGAGACACAGGAUCCGAAGGUCCCGCGAGAAAGGGAACUUGCCAGACAUCCCCAAGAGAUCAAGGCGAAAGAAAUCAAAGGACGAUGAUGGGUCAACAAGAUCAAAAGAUAGUGAAUCUUUGAGCCGUGAACCCCAUUUUGAUCUUUAAACCAGAACUAGGGUGGAUCAUCUUACAACAAAAUUCCACAACUUAGCUUGGAAAUUAGGACACUUUGGGCUUUGGAUCUUCACCAAUUUGUAAAAUCCUCCCUUUUCCAAUCUAAUUAUGCACUUCUAGUUUCAUGUGAGAAUUGGGGUCGAAUUUUAUUGUAAGAUGAAUCCAUAAGUAAAUGAUGGUUUAUUCGGUUUAAAA
Molecule: messenger RNA, 821 nt
Organism: Helianthus annuus (common sunflower)
Lineage: Eukaryota; Viridiplantae; Streptophyta; Magnoliopsida; Asterales; Asteraceae
Product: CRIB domain-containing protein RIC3
Exons: 4
Coding region: 99-617 (172 amino acids)
Source: RefSeq, a predicted model, not a curated record